CUUUCCAGAUGUAAUUCCAAAGCAUCAUAUUUACCACGUCAAAGCUUAGAAAAGCAAGCCAGUUCGGAUCCAGAUCAUGGCAGCUAUAAACUUACCCUCCACUCCAAUGAAGAUUUGGUGGGUGGUGCGAAUAGCAAUGCAAAAUCCACAUACGAUAUUAUGGCACAAACACAGACACAAUCGACAAAACUGCCCAGCAAUUUACCCGAUGUCCUGCCAUUGGGUGCCAAAUUGCAGCCCACACAAGCUGAAGCCUCAAUUUUGCGUACACAAUCCAGUUCCCUGCGAUAUGGAUCGAAUAAUAAUAUCGCCACAUCACCCACCAAUACACAAGGACAACCACAAUCAUUGAACAGCAACAACAACUGCUAUCCAGCAUAUCCACCAUCCCAACAACGUUAUUCGACUCCAGUAUUGAGUUCAUUUAAUUUGAAUAACAAUUUCAGUAGAUCUCAAUCGUACGAUACCCAAGGAUCAGUGCCCGCAGGCCAAAGUCCCACCAAAUAUAUGACCCAGUCUUCGUUAGACCUUAAGAAACCCACACUAAUGGCCACCACAAUUGAGGAACAUCCCAACAGUAUGCUGGAAAGCACAAGUCUUAAGGAGAAUCAAAAUUCAUCACUCUCAUCGUUGAGCUCUCUGUCGGAGAGUUGUGCCAGUCAUGAAGAGAGAUUGAAUACCAGCGGUAGUGGUAGUCUACUGAGUAAUACCAGCUUGAAUAACAGCAGUAAUUCAUAUCAUCAUCAACAUGAAUCAUCUGCCUCGUCGGCCUGCUCCUCGGCGGCAUCAUUGUUUAGAGCGGAAUUGGUCAACACAACAUUGAAUGGCAGUGCCACACAAAAUAGCAACAACAACAAGAAGGCGGUAAUACGUCAAGAAUCUCUAAGGGAGAAUAUUGAGAAAAUCAGUCAAUUGCAAUCCCAAUUGAUGUCAGCCCAUAACACUGAAAACAAUGGGCUAUUGGGUCAUGGUUAUACCUCGUCGCUUUCACCUCAUAUAAAUGCAAAUAGAAGUGCUCAGGCAAAUGUGAUUGAUAUACCAAAAACCAUGGAAUUAAAUGCCUCGCAAAUGAUGGAGGAUAAAAUGUGCAGAGAAUCAACACCGCCACCAUCACCACCCUCAGGAUCACCUCCAACAACACCAGCAUUAUCAUCCUCAUCAUUACAAGAAGAAUCCGCUGAUAAAACCAAUGAAACCUGCAAAGAAGAUUGCGAAGACAUAAAAUCUAACAACAAUGAAAUUGAACAGGAAAAAGCCUUAAAGGAAAGUAAAAAUAAAACCGAAGCCGCCACCACCACCGAGCAUAUACUCUCGCAAUUGGAUUCCAGCACAGAUAGCCUAAAGAUGGUACAGCGAAGUGAAAUCAUAUUAAGAGUUAAUCCUAAUACCGUUGAAACUGCCUCACAAACCGAUGAUAUCACCGACAGUGAACUGAAAUCCCUGACGGAUAUGAAUAACAGUAAAGAUAGCGGUGAUACUACGACGGGUAAUCGCACAACAACAACACUGCAACCUCGCCAACGCCUGCCCAUCGAAGAUGAAUGUGAAAAAUUAUCCAAAGAAUUGGCCACAAUGUUGCCAUCAAAUGAUUCCCUAAUACAUUUGUUAUGCCCACCAGGCAGCAAGACUGUGCACGAUUACGUUAGCAAUUUGUAUAAUCCCAAUGUACGCCAAAGACCCAGUAAACGUGAUGUGGGCACAUCGACAUUGACACGCCAGCAUCAUCACAACAAAACCAGGGAUGAGGAUAAUAAGUUGACGGUGGAAUUGAAAUUGACGGAAAUUGAAAUAGCUGCCGAUAGCUGUGAUAUCCUUAAAAAUAAAGUGGAUGAAUUAAUCAAAUAUUUGAACAAUAAAGUACGCAUCCUAAGUAAAGAACAAGCUGCCAUCGAUGAAGAAUCAGCCGCCAAUGAUGAUUUGGGCAACAGUUUGCUCAAUCAAUUGUGUGAUAAAGUCCGACCCAUUGAAGAAUCCAAGUGCCGUACCUACAUAUCGGACAUUGGCCAUAUCACGGGUUUGCUAUUGUCGCUGUCGGAACGUUUGGCCCGCGCCGAAAAUCAACUAACCGCUGUGGGUGAUAAUAAUACCGAGAAGAAAUCGUUGGAAAACAAACGUGAUCGUCUGCUCGAGCAAUUAACUGAAGCUAAACGUCUCAAGGCCGACAUCGAUCGUCGUGGUGUUAGUGUCAAGACACUGCUGGAGAAGAAUUUAACUUCAGAUGAAUAUGCCGAUUUUGAUUAUUUUAUAAAUAUGAAAGCCAAACUUAUAACCGAUUCAAGAGAUAUUGCCGAUAAAAUCAAAAUGGGAGAAGAAAUCAUUGCUGCUCUCAGUGAUACUUUAAUACAAAGUGAUUGUUAAUAACAAAAAACAAAACAAAAAGCACACCAAGAGAG
Molecule: messenger RNA, 2393 nt
Organism: Musca vetustissima
Lineage: Eukaryota; Metazoa; Arthropoda; Insecta; Diptera; Muscidae
Product: protein Shroom
Exons: 3
Biological process (GO): actin filament organization
Cellular component (GO): apical junction complex; cortical actin cytoskeleton; apical plasma membrane
Molecular function (GO): actin filament binding
Source: RefSeq, a predicted model, not a curated record